AUUAUAUUUAUUGUAAUAUCAACGUAUUUGCCUUCUUUGAACAUUUUAGAUGAAGUUACAUUACUGUUCGUGGGAGAUAUUUCCUUUGCUGGCCCCAUCAAAUACUAUGUUGACCACAAGUACCAUACGUACAAUGAUACUUUCAAUGACGUGGCUCCAUUCAUCAGAGAGGCGGACAUUUCAGUGGGUAAUUUGGAGUCGCCAUUUGCCAACCAACAUGUUCUUAAUCACCUUUACCGAGGGAGAAAACCAGUUUUGCUAUAUGCCACUCCUAAAGCUGCAUCAGCGCUCAGGUGAAAAUCAUAACGGAAACUGGUAAAGUUUAAAUUUACUCAAGGAAGAAAUCGUUUUUAAAGAGGCCUCCACAGUUAGCACAAGCUUCCGUUAAUCUGCAUGGAAAAUUUCUUGUGUUACGAAGAUUCUAAGAAAAAUUUGUGAAACAAGAACAUAUGGGAAAGUAAGAAAAUUAGAAAGGAAUACAAACAAAAUGAUAUUUGAAUUUCCCGUAACACGUCUGCCACUUUUAUCAUCAGACGCUGAAUAAUUCUUUUAUGUCCUAUAAGGGCACAUCAUCCAAAAUGGCGGCGCGUAUAAAAUUCCAGCUUAAAUAGAACCCGUACCUUUUUUAUGUCAACAGAGUUUAUCUCCAAAGUUUGUUUUUAUAAUUUAAGGACGAUUUGUUCUACAGUGGAGUUUUCCUUUAGAGGGUGCAGAAUUUUGUAAUUUCAUUCUACUAUGAAAGUGCGGGAUAAUGCAUUUGAGCUCCUCUUUUCGUUCGAGCUGCAUUAAACCAACAUCCAACCCAUUUGUGCCGUAAGUAAACCGUUCAACGAUAUAAAGAGAGUCUAAAGCUGACGAGCAUAAGUUUUUAGUUAUUCCCUCUGACAACGCUCGAAACGUCAGCUUUAUAAACUCUUUACGGUGGCCAAUUAACAUCGUCAACUCAGUCGAUCAAACCAAAUCAUCUUGUUAUAUCCUGCCACAGACAAAGCAGCGCAGUUUCUUUAGAAAUUUACCCCCUUUAUUCAUUUUUAAUAACAUUCAAUGACUGUGAAUAAAAUUAUAUGAAAAUCAUAUAUGUGAGCUGCGGUUUUUACACUACUUAAGAAGUGGUGAAAAUAAGGCCUGUGCGGGAUUUGAAAAUUUAUUUUCGGUAUUUGAAAUUUCUGUUCGCCUUAUUUUCACUACUGCUUAAGUAGUGUUCAUCACUGCCAAGAUCGCCUUCACAUUCAGUAUCGAUUCUUUUCAUACCGUCUGUUGUGUCUCGAGAUGAGCAACAGCUGGAAGAAAUGAUUCUAUGUUCAAAAUAACAUUUGAAUCUAAGACUGAUCUGAGAUCAUUAUCGUAAGGUUUGCAUUACAUCAGUUAAAAAAAUAAAACAAAACAAACUACAUCAAAAAAUUAAUAAAUAAACAGGUGCAAAUACAUUAAUUCCGCCCGCCUAUUGCUUGUCCUGAAGUGAAUCUGAUCAAUACUAAUUAAGUAAAUCCCAAACUAAAUUUUAAAAAAAUAUAGUAACAAAUUUCAUUAAUACGAUAAAAGAAUUUCAUAACAUGGAAGAAUAUGAAAGUAACUUGCGAAAUAUUAUUUUAGCACCGUCUUCAGCCAUCUCAGAAGUGAGGACCUAGUCUGAAUUAUUCGUUUGCAAUGAGAAGUUUUCAAGCCUAAUAGCAGGGUAUAUAUUACACAUACCCGAUAGUUAUACUCUUGGAUCCUCCACGCAGGUUUGCAGGAUUUGAUGUCAUGACUAUUGCCAACAAUCACUUGAACGAUUUAGGCGGUGUAGGAGCCAAUUUUACCACUGAAGUCCUGGAAAAGACGGGUAUAAAGUAUUUUGGAAUAAGUUUGGGAAAAUAUGACUCCUCUCAGGUACACUAACGGAUUGUUUUAAACCCCGUUUUCCUGGAAACGAGAUGAAAGAAUAUUUAGCGAAAGCAUGGAGAUUUAAUCUCAAACUAAUACAACUAUGUUACAUGUGUUUAACAUUUUAGACAUUUUUGCUAAGCUUUCAAUGUUGAAUAAAUAUCGUGUGACCUGGAUAUUAUUAAUAACCGAAUGGAUUUGUGAACAGCAAGGGAGCGUCUAGAAGAGUGCUGCAAAUCUUUCCAACGAGACGUAUACUGUGUAACCAUCACAGUUAAUGAUUAUUUACCCGACAGGGUUUAGGAAGGUGUCAUAACUGUCGGUCGGCUUAACGGGCGAUUCACAAUUUAUCAAUUUAGACAGGUGUACUGUAGCUCAUUUGCAACAUUUGGGUACUCUUAGGGCCAGUACACAUUGAGGCCAGGGAGAGGUUGUUAGCGCGCUUGCAAAUGUAACGUGAACGCAACCUUGGCUAGGUGGGUUAUUGCAUCUUGAGAAGUUUGAGGAAAAUUGGGAAUGCCUUUGACAGGGUUACCUUCCACAGCAGACCGGGUAAUCCGGCUAGGCGGGUUUCUCCAGUUACUAUGUAAACAUGAUCAAGAUAAAAUAAGAGGUUAUAUAUAUGAACAGACAGGUCAUCUGACCUACCUAGGGUCCUCCACCUCAAUAUAAACAAGCCCAUAUUAAAUUCCAUACAGCAGUAUCUCUCGCUGUUAACGUUACAUUUACUCCUGUUAGAUCUUAACAGAUACAUCUUAAACCAGUUUUAAGCUGAUAUCAAUAUUUUUGUUGUCAUUUUUUAGGAACCUCUCAUUAUUAAAAGAGACAGAAUCACUAUAGCAUUCCUCGGUUAUUGUGCAAUACCCUCCACAAAUAAAAACUGCAGCGAAAUGAGGAAGUUGUUCAACUCGGGUCCCGCCAUUUAUCAAGAUGAUAUCGCUACUAGAGACAUCAGGAGGCUAAAGAAGGUUAUACUCAAAUUUAAUAGCUUUAUGAUUAUCAGGGUAGUUUUUAAUUGAGUGUCGAAACUGAUCCAGGAUUACUCUGGUUUUGCUUUACUUCGCUUUGUGAUUGGUCCAAAAAAUUUGCGCCUCCUUUUAACCGACGAGAUUCAACUUCAAUCAUGAUUUAGUUAUCAGCAUUUACCUGCGUUUCAUGCAGGUUACCUGUUUAUAUUUUGUGUUCUCGUUAGGUAAUAAUGAUGUUGAACAUCGCUCAUAUUGACUGUUGUGAUACCUUUGGUUUUAGUAAUCCGAAACUCAACUGAAAACUACACUAACUGAAAGUUAAGAAAUAAUUUAUUUAUCCUUUUGUUCGUAGAAGGGAAAGGCUUAGAAUUAUAAAUGACAUAAUUUUCUUCUUAAGCCAGCUUAACGUAGCAUUUAGGUAAAGAAUGAGUUAUUAUUCAAAUUGUGAAAAACUGUAAACAAGAAGAAAAUGCCAUCUUCUGCGUGAUAGAACCUGCGGCUAUAGUUAGUAGUUGGACGUUGUUACCAACCUGGCCGAACUAAGGUAGCCACGUAUUAGGAACGAGAUGAUCUUUGGUUGGCUUGCAAAUUUAACCUGUGCGGCUAAAAACAUAGUAAUAAUGAUAAUAUCGAUAAUGAUGAUGAUAAUAAUAAUAAUAAUAAUAAUAAUAAUAAUAAUGAGAUAUAGCAGUGGACAUUCCACGAGGUAGCUUUCUUGUCCACUGUUUCCUUGUCGAAUUGGAAUUUAGAAUGUUGAUAUUGUGGAGGAAGGAAAACCGGAGGACCUGGAGAAAAGCCCUCGGAUCAGGGUGAAAACCAAAGACAAACUCAAGUCAGUGUGACAAUCUUCACGAUGCUGCGCCAUCCCUGCUCCCCGAAACAAUUUAUUCAUAAUCCACUUCGAGUUUUAACUUGAUUUCUGUGCAGUUCAUAUCAUCAUCUUUUAUUUGAAUACAAUAAGAAUCUAUCCUUCUAGUCAUUCUAUAACACGCGUAUUGUAUAGUUAUGCUUUACCUCAUGUUUUGUUUUUUGUUUUACUUCCAUAGGCCAAAGUUGACAUUAUAGUCGCUUUCAUGCACUAUGGUGAAGAGCUCACUUUAGGACCCGUCUCCUCCCAAAAGCACAUAAACAAACACCUGAUGUCUCUUGGGGUGGAUAUGAUCAUUGGAGCUCAUCCGCACGUUCUUCAGGAUCACUGUCUUCGAGAUAAUAAACUUAUCGCUUACAGCUUGGGGAAUUUUCUUUUUCAUACUAACCAACCACCAAGUGCUGUUGAUCCGGUAACGCAUUCGUAUGGUUCAACCAGUGACUACAAGUACCUAUUGACUGAAUGGAAAGACCGAGUGGGAAAAUAUUUGGGUGGUUGACACGACGUAAACAACUCGCCAUGCCCGAUCCUUACGACCUCUCCCCAAAUAUUUCAGUCUUUCUCGAGUAUGGGAAAAGAAAAAAAUAUUAAACGUCUCGUGUAAUGAUUCGAAAGUCGGACGUUCCUAUUUAACACCGAACAUCCAAAUGAAAGGAAGGGAAUUCUUCAAGCCAGGCCAUACUAAGUUCAUAUUUGGCAAACUAGCUUCGAGGAUACUGCUUAGAUCGGCAAUAUAGAAAGGGGCUUUUUUCAUGCAAAGAUGUAGUAAGCAAGGUGAAAGGUUUUAAACUCGCUUUUGGGAUAAAUAUUUGAAGAGAUACGUUUUACCUCUACCUACUGCUAUAUUCCAAAGAAAAUUACUCUUUCAACAUCAUACAUAAUUUAUCAUUUCCUUGCGUUCAUUUCCCUUUUUUUCAUACUUCUCUUUUUCCGUUUUCUUCAAUUUUUUUGUUUUUUUUUUUUCUUUUUUGUACUUGUAUGUUUAUCGUUUAUUUUCCUCGCUCCUACUUAGUUUUUUUUUGCAGGCUUGACUAAAUCCUCUGACGGUACUUCCAAGUUUCUAUAUCCAUGUUCAAUUUGUUUUUCAGAACGUUUACGGUAUGUUUGGCAAGAAACCCAAUAAACAAUUAAUUAAGAAAUAUGAGCACUUUGUCCUUGGGAACCGCGACGCGUUGAAACUAUCCCGGAUGCUUAAAGUCACCGUUUCAAGGUAUAGUGCUACUUUGCAUCUUAUUUUCCAGGGCUUCUUUAAACCACAAUCAAAUUUUUCAUCUUCAAGCAUCAACUUAAACAAAAAGAAAGCGGUGGUCUGGCAUCUGAAAGAUGCAUUAAUGUUAGCUGCUAUGAUACCUUUGUCCAUGAAGAGAAAUCUGAAGAAUACGUGUAGGGGUUAAAGAGUGAUACAGGAAGAGUGAGAUAGUUAUGAAAAAUGUGAAUGGUUGGUCAUUAUUGAAAGGCGGAUAUGACAUUCGAGUGUCAAAGAAGUUCUUUGGAUGUUUCACUUAAGCAGUCUAUGUCUGUAAACUGUUGUCAGCUAUAGGCAGUGAAAAGAAUCAUCAAUCGUUGAUCGGACAUUAUUUGAGUAUUUUGGGUCCGAAGGAAACAAAUAACGUUUUGGUUAAAAGGGUUGUUUCAGUUAAAAAAGUGCCAAAACUUACUUUUAAGUAGAAUAACAGGGCUUUUUUUUAAUCGAGUGUCAAAUUCGUGAAUACAUGUACAGAACAAACUUAUUUUUUGGUGAUACAGAAAAAUAUAAAGGUAAUAAAGAUAUCAUACAAAGAAAAAAAAAUGUCUGAAAACGAGAGAAUACGAAUAGUUGAUAUUCUUUUGAUGAAAACUGGCAAAUGGAUCUGGAACAAUAGCUGAGAUGUAAUAUGAGACAGCAGUACUCUGGAUGUCUUUGUACAUCUAACUGAAACAGCGUGUUUUCAAAAACAGCGAUAUUUUUAAAUGAGACUUUCUCGCGAUUUUGAUCGGAAUAAUCAGUUACAAGCAAUCAUUUUCAAUAAGGAGAAAAUAGUUUGUAUAUUUUCAAUUUCUUUCAGUUUCAUUCAAUCGUCUCUCUUUAUAGGAGAGGCGUCGUGGGAGCAAAGUAUCUUCCACUGAAAGUCGCUUUCGAUGAAGAAAAUAAGCGACUGCAUCCUGAACCCACAAAGAACGCAAAAUGGAUCACUGUAUGCGGAGCUGAAGAUCAACACUGUAAAUGUCUCAAGAAUUAG
Molecule: messenger RNA, 5918 nt
Organism: Pocillopora meandrina
Lineage: Eukaryota; Metazoa; Cnidaria; Anthozoa; Scleractinia; Pocilloporidae
Source: the annotation of a GenBank genome assembly